GCCUACUGACUGAGCAUGCUCAGUAGUUAAUGUCAGGGGUUAACAAACAUGGCGGUCUGCAGGAGGUCACUGCAUGCAGUUCUUCAACGGAGAGCAGGUUUGUUAACAGCCCCUGUCCGACUUCUUACUGAUGGAGAACCUACAAAGUUUAAACCGCCCCCUAAGCCUAUUAUUGUGGACAAGAUGAAGACUAAAGAAUCUCAGAGAAGGUUCUUAAGCCCAGAAUUCAUACCUCCAAGGUCCAGGAAAGACCCCUUUAAGUACUAUCUGGAGAGAAAAGACAUGAUUGAAAGGCGGAAAAUGCUGAACAUUCCAGAGUUUUAUGUAGGAAGUAUUCUUGCAGUGACCAUGGCAGAUCCAUAUGCGAGUGGAAAACUAAACAAGUUUGUAGGAAUUUGCAUUCAGCGAUCAGGGAGUGGUCUUGGGGCGACAUUUGUUCUCCGCAACAUUAUUGAAGGACAAGGUGUGGAAAUGCGUUAUGAUCUAUAUAGUCCCCGUAUCCAAGAAAUCCAAGUGUUAAAGAUGGAAAAGAGACUUGAUGAUAACUUGAUGUACUUGCGGGACGCCCUGCCUGAAUACAGCACUGUUGAUGUUAAUAUGAAGCCUGUCAUUAGUUCAUUGGAAGGAGAAGUUCCAGUAAAUCAGUUGAAAGUCAAGAUGAAACCAAAGCCAUGGUCUAAAAGAUGGGAGCGAUCUCAGUACAAUGUUCAAGGAAUCCGCUUUGAACUUUACCUGACUGAGAGCCACAUUGAAUCUGCAAAAAAGCUUGAAAGACCCUGGGAGGAGUUUGAUAUGUUGAAAGAGUACGACACCACUGAGCUUGAGAAGAAAAUAUGGGAAGAAGUAAACAAAGAACUAAAUAAACCUAAAGAAAACAAACCAACUUCAUAAAGAUGUCAAGCUCUGAGCACUGUAAUUUAUACGGAAAAAUAUAAUAAACUGAACUGUACAGGGGUUUUUUUCUUUUGAAAACUAUAGUUAUCUUUAUUCCACUCCGUAAUAAACAAACAAUGAACUGUA
This is a messenger RNA of Bombina bombina (fire-bellied toad), 1020 nucleotides long. RefSeq names its product mitochondrial ribosomal protein L19 (gene MRPL19). Lineage: Eukaryota; Metazoa; Chordata; Amphibia; Anura; Bombinatoridae. The record is from RefSeq and is a predicted model, not a curated record. The transcript has 6 exons. Bases 49 to 891 code for a protein of 280 amino acids. Gene Ontology annotation, biological process: translation. Gene Ontology annotation, cellular component: mitochondrial large ribosomal subunit; ribosome. Gene Ontology annotation, molecular function: structural constituent of ribosome.